Messenger RNA from Prinia subflava (tawny-flanked prinia), 8959 nucleotides. Its product is annotated as vasoactive intestinal polypeptide receptor. The record is from RefSeq and is a predicted model, not a curated record. Gene Ontology annotation, molecular function: G protein-coupled peptide receptor activity; vasoactive intestinal polypeptide receptor activity; peptide hormone binding. Lineage: Eukaryota; Metazoa; Chordata; Aves; Passeriformes; Cisticolidae. Gene Ontology annotation, cellular component: plasma membrane. The coding region runs from base 709 to 2085 and encodes 458 amino acids. The transcript is spliced from 13 exons. Gene Ontology annotation, biological process: adenylate cyclase-modulating G protein-coupled receptor signaling pathway; cell surface receptor signaling pathway.
GAGAACAAGGGGGAGAUGGGAAAGAAAAAGGACAAAAGGGGGGAAAGAGGGAAAGAAAAAGAAAGAUGAAAAAGGAGACAAAGUAAAAAGGGAGGAGAGAGGAAAAGGAGAAGUAAUUAAAAGGAAAUGUGGGAUAUAGGAGAGAAAGGGGGAAGAGAGGAGGAAGAGAGGAAAAGAAGGAACAGGAAAUAGAAAGGGGAGAAUGGAAAAAAGGGGGAAAUCACAAGGAGGGAAGAGGGGACAAGAAGUGAAAGAGGAAAGAAAGGAGAAAAAAAUGGUAAGAAGGGGAAACAGGAGAAAGAAGAGGAAAACAACGGGGAAGAGAAUAUUAAUAAAGGUUAAAAAAAAAAAAAGAAAAAAAGGAAAAAAAAAGCGGUGUGAAAAAGAAGGGGGAGGAAGGCGACAGUGCAGAACGGGAGGAGGAAGGAGAAGGAGCCGGGGCGCUGCUCCCGCGGCUCCGGCCGUACCUGGGGCGGACGGGGGCGGUGCCGGGGCCGCCCCGCGCAGGAGGCGGCGGGGGCGGUGCGGGCUCCCGGCGGAGCGGAGCGGGCUCGGAGCCGCUGCCUCCUCCUGCUGCUGCCGCUCCUGUGCCUCCUCCUCCUCCUGCUCCUGCUGCCGUGCCCGCUGCCGCUGGAUGCGGCGGGAUCCGGAGCGGCGCGGGGCCGGGGCAGGACGCGGGGCCGGGGCGGGACGCGGGGCUCGGGCAGGAUGCGGAGCUCGGGCGGGAUGCGGGCCCCGGGCAGGACGCGGGGCUCGGUGCUGCGCGGAGCCGUGCCGCUGCUCGGCUGCCUCCUGGCCGCGGCGUCCAGCACGCGGCCGGAGUGCAGCAUCAUGCAGGAGAUCGAGGAGGAGCGCAGCCAGUGCCUGGCAGAGCUCACCUGGGACAACCAGACCUCAGGCUGCAGGAGGCAGUGGGACAACAUCACGUGCUGGCCUGAAGCAGAGGUGGGAGAAGUCGUGGUACGGCCAUGCCCCAAGUACUUCAGAUUCCUGACCUCCUUCCUGGGGAAUGUGACCAGGAAUUGUACGAGCCAGGGCUGGUCAGAUGUGUACCCUGCACCCUACGCCGUGGCUUGUGGAUAUGAUUCCAACAGCACUCCAGGGGAAGAGCAAACAGCGUUCUACGGAACGGUCAAGACCGGCUACACCAUCGGACACACCUUGUCCCUCAUCGCCCUCACGGCUGCCAUGAUCAUUCUGUGUCUCUUCAGAAAACUGCACUGUACUCGAAAUUACAUUCACAUGCACCUCUUCAUGUCCUUCAUCAUGAGAGCCAUCGCAGUCUUCAUAAAGGAUGUCAUCCUCUUUGAAAGUGGGGAGUCUGAGCACUGCUUCGUGAGCUCAGUGGGCUGCAAAGCCAUGAUGGUUUUCUUCCAGUACUGUGUCAUGGCCAACUUCUUCUGGCUGCUGGUGGAGGGGCUGUACCUCCACACCCUGCUGGUCAUCUCCUUCUUCUCGGAGAGGAAAUACUUCUGGUGGUACAUCCUGAUCGGCUGGGGUGCCCCCUCCGUGUUCAUCACUGCCUGGACCAUUGUCAGGAUCUACUUUUUCGACGUUGGGUGCUGGGAGGAAAUAGUGGAAUCCCCAUUCUGGUGGAUCAUUAAAACUCCUAUUUUGGUGUCUAUUUUGGUGAACUUCAUCCUCUUCAUCUGCAUCAUCCGCAUCUUAGUCCAGAAGCUGCAUUCCCCAGAUGUUGGGCACAACGAAACCAGCCAAUAUUCGAGGCUGGCCAAGUCCACUCUGCUGCUGAUCCCUCUCUUUGGCAUUCACUACAUCAUGUUUGCUUUCUUCCCCGACAAUUUCAAAGCAGAAGUGAAGCUGGUCUUUGAGCUCGUGGUUGGGUCAUUCCAGGGAUUUGUGGUGGCUGUUCUGUACUGCUUUCUCAAUGGAGAGGUGCAAGCUGAGCUCAAGAGGAAGUGGCGGAGGUGGCACCUGGAGAGGUUCCUGGGCUCGGACAUGAAGUACCACCACCCCUCCCUGGGCAGCAACGGCACCAACUUCAGCACCCAGAUCUCCAUGCUGACCAAGUGCUCGCCAAAGACGCGCCGCUGCUCCGGCUUCCAGGCCGAGUUCUCUCUGGUGUGACAGGGAGAGGCUCCCCAGGCACUGAGCAUCCAGAACUGAGGCACGAGGAUCCCCUGGGAGCCAGUGAUCCCGCCACGAAUCCCUGUGAAAUGACCUGCUCCACAUGAGCCAACAGAGGACACACAACUGGAAGAGCCGCGGGCGUCCAGGAUGAGAUCGGACGCGCCAAGGGGCAGAGGAACAUUUCUGCUCUCCCUCUUUUCAGGCCUCUCACUCUUCAGUUUCAAGCCCUCAGGGGUUGAUAACUCUGAGGAAUUGUCCCAGUUGCUUGAGGACGGUCUGGGAGUUGCUGAUGUGUCAUAAAUAAUGAAGUACUGGGCAUAAGGGAGGGAGAGCCUCAGUCCUCGGUGGCUUUACCAGAACUGGCAUCUCUGAAACAGACAAAUUGCACUUUUUUUUUCUUUUUAAAUGAGCCAGUAAAGGAGAGACAGAGGCAGGAAGCAGGAAAAAAAAAAAAUAUGCCAAACUUAUGAAUGUGCCAAAAUUCCUGUGGAUAAGAGGUGAUGGUACAGCACCAAAGAUGGUGCUGGGGACACGGGGAGAAGGGACAGGAGGAAUGUGAGCAGGAAGGGAGAGGCCAGCACAUGGCCCCCACGUUUUUCACAGGUGGGGAUGAAGCUGCAGCACCAGGAACGCCCCUCAGAGGAUGCCCCAGUGCGUUCUGCCACCAUCCUUGGGAGCAGGAGCUUUCCAGGCACCCUUGGGUGCCUGAGCAGGUCCUCUGAGCAGGACCAGCGUGAGGACGUCCUUCCCUGCACUGUGUUGGUGACAUGGUGUUUUCUUGGUUGUGUUCCAUGAACAGGAAACUCUGCAUGUAUAAAAACCAGGGCCAGAUGCCAAAAGAGGAGCAUGGCUGUGUUUUUUUCAUUCUCUUUAAGUUCUCCCACAGGUCUCGGUGCAUGGAUGCACCAGGGAUCAUUAGGGAUCAGGGGAAAAUAAUUGGGCUGUAAUUCAUUUGCACUUGCUUAGCACACACUGUCAGGAAAGGGAAAUAUAGGAUCCUGUAAUCCUUAAUUGAAUCAGAGCUGCCAUAAGGAGCCACUCUCCAGAUGAAAAAAAUUAGCAUCACAGCAGCAGGUAAAAUUGCUUUCAUCAGAGCAAGGUUGUCUCAGCACACAACUGGCACUCCAGGAGGGAGGAAAGAGUAAAGGAGCUAUUAAAUGGAUUUCUCCUUCAGCUUUUGUGGGGAGCUUUCAUCCUGUGUGAAGGCAUUGUUAGAUAUUUAAGAUGUGUGUGUGCAUUUUUACCUCUUUUCUGAAGGCCUGGUCGUUUCCAUACCCAAGCAAUUCCUACUUGAAGGAUGCACAUGGAUCCCUUUAAAACAAAGGGGGUAGGGUUGGUUUUUUUAAAAUUAUUGUUUUCACGGUGGAGUGGCAAAGGAGAAAUGUUAAAGCCCAGUCCUGUACAUUUGGGCAACCCCACAGUCCCAAACUCAGUCAGAAGACAGAAAACACAAGGAUACAGGUGCUCAUGUUUGUGUCUCUCUCAACCGCAUCAAGUGGGGCUGAAAAAGUUUUAUGCUGAGGGUGGGAAAUCCCUGCCCAGCUCAUGUGUACCCUCAGUAACUGGGCUGCUGCCAUCCUGCUAAAACCUGUCCUCCUGAAGGAGUGCCUGGCUCACCUGGAGAGGGAGGUGGGCUCCUCUUUUAGAGUUAAAACCUCAACUCACUGGUUUUACUCCUCCACAAUGAAAUGCAGGCCACUGGAGGGAAGCACCUGCAGCCUGCUGGGGCUGGGGGUUGUUUGCCUUAAGCAAAGGAUGCCAACAAACCCUGCUGAGCCCAGGAGGAGCCCUGCAGGUCCUUUCUGGGCCCUGACAGGGCAAUGCUCCGUGCCAUAACCAUUCCCUAAAGCUGUUAUCAGAGGGAGCUGGAGGCUUCCAAAGUCUUUCCCCAGGUGUGGGGCUGAAAACAGCGUGGGGGGCUGGAGUCAGUGAAGGGGCAUGAGAGACUGUGACACACCAAGGGCAGACUUGCACCCUGAGUUUGCAGGGAGCCAGCUCAGAUCCUGUCACAGUGUACCAUGGCUGUAGGUCCUAAGAGGAUAGGAAGAUGUGAAAAUUCCUGGAAUUACAGUGCUGGUGGCCCCAGGCUGGCCAGGGGUGAGCCAGCUUUGUUAUGGCUGCUUUACACUGAUCCCUCAUCAGCAGUAAGGAUCCAACUCUGACGUGCCAUAGGAUCAUCAAAAUGCAGCUCCCCGAUUCCCAAAAGGCAGAGAAAACAGGAGGAUGCUCAAAAUUCCCCCCCUUUUCUUUCAUCGAAGCCCUUAUGCCUUGACACCCCUCAAACAACAUCCCAUUGAAAUCCACAAGGUUCUCAGAGGCAAAACCCUUUUAAGUUGUCAUGGUCAGAGUUCAUGGAGAGUUUGGACAAUGCCCUCAGGCACUUGGUGUGACUUUUGGGGUUGUCCUGUGCAGCACAAGGAGCUGGACUCGAUGAUCCUUGUGGGUCCCUUCUAACUCAGGAUAUUCUGUGAUUCUGUGAUUCUCUUUGUGUUUGCUGCUUGUGUUGCUAUACUGAGCAUUUUCAGACCUGGACUAGGACUCGCCCAGGAAAUACUGGAGAAAUCCCACCAGUACCACCAGUUCUUCUCCUGUGCCUGGUUCAAAGCAAGGAUUUGACCUGCAUUUUUCCAGGUGAAUGACUAACUUCAAGGAAGCCCAGAAAAAGCAAAGGAAGGUUCUGUCUCAGCUUCCAAGUUGUUCCACUUGGUGUAAAAUGCUUUGCCUCACGGGUUUAGUCUGGGAAAGGUUGGAUACAUCAGGCUGCAAAGCUAUUCCCCUGUUCAUCUGUCAUGGUAAAUAUUUAUACCCAACAAAGCUGAUGGGCUGCAGAGGAGCACUGCCCAGUCUUGGGAAUACAUCCACUGAGGUGCCCGAGGUGUGAACUGGAAUUUCAGGUCCCAGACAAGCAGCAGAGGAGCACAGAGCCGUGAGCAGAAGUGCAGCACCGUUGCCAGCAGCCUCCUUUGUGGGAUGUGAGGGAAUCCCUCCCCAUCUGUUCCAGACAGCCUUGCUGGGGAAAGGCUUGUGAGCCAUCAGCACCAAGACACGUCGAGCUUUUUCCCUCUGGUCUUCACCUUCCCUUUCCCCUCCCUGUGCUCCUUUUUCCUCUCCAUUUGCAGGGCUCUCUGCGGUGUGUUUGCAGCUUCUCCUGUGUUCCAGCCCUGUGCUAACCCAUGCCAGCAGCAGCCAAAUGCCAAAAUAGCCAGGAAAGGUUUGCCUUUUGGAGAUGUGACAGGGAAAAACCCCAGCUGGUUAUUCACCCUCACCACAGGCUCCUCUGCAGCCUGUCAGGUUCCCCACCAGGCUAUUCUGCACAGGAGCCUGAAGAUGGGAUCUUUCCUAAGCUGAGGGGCUCCUUCAAAAAGUGUGGAGUGCCUCAGCACGCCAGAACUGUGCCCCCAGGCACCCUGCUCACAAUUAUUCCAUUACCCAACAUCCAGCCAUGUCCCCUUUCUGCUCUUGGGGGUGUUUGAGGGAUUAAAUGGAUGUGUGAAGGUGCCUGCUGUGACAGGCAUGGCAGUGCCAGCCAUGCAGAGCUGCCAGCCCAGCUGCCCUGGCCUGGUGUUCCAGGAAAGCAGAGGAGCUGGGGGUGAAAUCAGAGCUCUUCCCUCUGGGGGAAACUGAGCAGCCCAGUGAAGGAUGGCAUCGGGAUAGGGCACUAUUCACCCAGCUUAGUGCAGGAAUUUGGCUCCAUAACUCAGCCUUGUCUUCUCUGUUUUCCAUCCAACUCAUCAAUGAAGUGGAAUUCAAGGACUUCACUGCAGGUGACAACGUGGAGUGAGCUGUCCUGGCCCCAGAGCACCCAGCAGAGCUCAGCACUGCUGCUGCUCCCCCAGCCCAGGGUAACACCCCAGGACUGACUCCAGAAGGAGUUUAGAAGGACUGACUCAGAGAGUUUACAGAAACUCAUUAUUGGCUGCAUAAUGAGAUCAGAGGGGUGCCUCUUAAAAGGUGUCAAAAACUUCUUCUGCCUCUAUUAAAGGACACAGAUAUGUUUGAGGAUCAUGAAUUUGGGCUCCAAAACUGUUUAUAGAAAUAAAGACAAGUUCUGAUCCUGCUUGCACCAAUCAGUUCACUGCAGUGACUCCUGAAUUAUACCAGCAUUAAAAUGGGAUUUGCCUUUGAAAUAAUUCCUUUUUCUUCAUUCUGGAGCUGUUUACUCCCUUUUUACAUCAGGGAUAGAGUAAGGCCCUCCUGCUCUAUACUUCAGUGAUUAAAUUAUUAAUAAGUAUAGAACAAUUAAAUAUAAACAAUAGAUUAUUGCCUCGAAGUCCAGAAGUACCAGGUUCAAUGCUAGCAUUAGACUGUAGAUAUUUCUGCUCAUCUGGGACCUGUGCUGCUUUAUGAUCCCCUCACAAGCAGCAAGAAAUGAGAAUAUGACCCUGUUUAGGGUUUAGAAAAGAAAUUGUUCUGUUGCAGAAUUUUAGGGGCAAUUAAAUCAAACAAAUUUUGGAAAUCAGAGUUAUGUGUGCAGCAGCAGCAUUACUGCAGUUGUGGAAUGAAAAGGGGGAAAGGCCAGAAGAUGAAAGAUCUGAGCAUUUUGUUUUAUUUUUGGUUUGUUUGGGGUUUUUGAUAGGAAACAAGCUAUAUCUUUCUCCAGGAAGGUGUUUCUGGAGAAAAGAUAUUUUAUACCUGACCUAACCAUCAGAUUUCCUUCUUUCUGUGGAUCCCACUGGGUUCCCAUUCAUCUCAAAAUCAAUGAGGGUCAUGUCUGUGCCACAGGGCUCCGUGGGCAGAGGGAUUUACCCCAAAUCUCUGCUCCAAUCUGAUGGAAAUGCUUUCAGAGAGAAAUGCUCCUGCUGAUUAAUGAAAGAUUGCUGGUAGUGUUUCAAAAGCAAAAUGAAGUUCCAAAGAAAGCUCAGGAGUGAACAAACACCACUUGGCUCCAUGGCAGGGAUUAAAGGGGUUUGGUGGGAUCCUUUUGUCUCCAUUCCUCCCAGCUUCACCCCAGGGUUUAAACAAGGGGAGAGGAAAUAUGAAAUCAUUUCAGACUAAGAGGGAAUCUCUGAAACUGGGGAAUGCCAAUGUGUAUCUUCAUGAAGCUUAUUUUACUCUGGCCACAGAGGCACAUCUUGGUUUGAUCCGUGGCCUGUGGGAGCACAGGUGGAUCAGAAACAGUGUCCCUUCCCUGGAAGGUGAACCCAGCUGUGACAGGAGAGCCCAAAAUAAAACAUUCCCCCUACUGUGUCCCAGCUCCUGCUUUCAGGCUGGGUGUUUGGCCCUGCUUCCCUCACAGCCUUGUGCCUCCCCCCUGGCAUCUCUGCACCCAAGAACGUGCCAGAUUCCUGGGGACAGGGAUGGCAAUGCUGAAUGUCCUGGCUCUCAAUGCAAAUUUGCACUUUUUCCACCCCGAUGAUGAUGGGGCCAGCACCACAAAGCUGCUUCCCUGGAGAUGAACCUUGAAGAGCAGGGGGUCACACACACCCAUAUCCAUCCAGAAGGACUCUGCUGGCAUCACUCAGGCACUAAACUGCUGGAAAAAGGAAAAUAUUCAAGUCCCAGACUGGCACGUGGGGUCAGAUGUCCCAAAAUGUGGAUUUCCACCCAUUUCCUUUCAGUCACUCAGCUUUUCAUCCCCUCUCCAAACCCAGAAUUUGCAUAUCAGCCUGAUGGGGGGUAAUUACAGUGACUGACCUCGUUAUUUCCCCUGGAGACCUGUGCAGAUGUGAACUAUGGCUUUUAGUCAGGAGUUUCUUAGGACCAUCUUUUCCACCUCUUCCUGAAUAUCUGAACUUGCAUGAUCCUGAGGAGCCCUGGGUUUGAAAGCCUGGUUAUUUCUAGAAUACUGUGAAAUCACAGGGGAGAAAACAAACAUUGGGACUGGAGGCUACAGGUCUGUAAGGAAAAUAAUGCCCACCUGUGUUCUGAGGGCCAGACCCUGAGGACACACACCCUGGCAGCAGCAGAGCACCAGUGCUUUAUACCCAAGUUUUGUGGAUAUUGUACAUUUGUACAUAGAGGAAAUCUGAAGAGCACAUUUAAAAAAAAAAUAAUAAUGAGCAAACCACAUUUUUGAUACUCAGAUGAUGAUGAUGAUGAAUCAAGUUUGAAAAGGCAUUUCUGAACUCGAAAGUGCAUUUUUCAGAGCCUGUUUCAAACACCUCAAGCUGUGGGUCAGCAGCUGCUGCCAGCUGACCCUUCUCACUCCAGCUGCAAACUCCUCUGCUCUGCCCUCCUGUAAAUAGAUUUGACAGCAGAGGGUGAGCAGAGUGCUCUGGCUGUGAGCAGAGAAUCUCUGUCUCUGUGCACUUCUCUGUACCAGGUGCUUGUCAUGUAUCCUCCAUGCCAGCAAGGACAGGCCUGCUUGCCCAGCACAGGUGAAACCUCUGCCUUGUUUCAUGGCCUUUUGCCUGAUGUUAUUUAUUUUUGGUCUGACUCUGUACAUAUGCAACAAAGUGGCUAUUUUUUUUUUUCUUUUUUUUCUUUUUCUUUCCUUUGUAUUUGGUUCACCUCCUUGCUCCAGAGGGGGUUCUUCUCUGUGGUUGACGCUGCUGAAAACAAGCAAUAAAACCAUUGUGAAGACAUUGUGUCUGAGGUGUUCCACCUGAUAUUUUGAUUUAUUCCUCAUGGUCCAGGAGGAGACACAGAGAAGGCAAACUAAGAAGGAGGUUGUGAGCUGGAGAGGUUCUUGCUUAGAGUUAAAUAUAAAUGACCUCAUACUUUGAAAGGCUAACCAGAUAGACCAAAUCACUCUUGAAAUCAGAGAAUCAUGGAAAUAUUUGGGUUGGAAAGGACCUUUAAAGGCCAUUUAGUCUUUGCAGUGAGCAGGAACAUCUUCAAGUAGAUGGAAGUUCUGGGCAGACCUUCUUUGAGGACACCUGUUCCAGCAAAUGAACCAUUACCAAAUCCAACAUAAAUGACCCCAAAACCU